This is a messenger RNA of Chiloscyllium plagiosum (whitespotted bambooshark), 2611 nucleotides long. RefSeq names its product myelin protein zero-like 1 like (gene mpzl1l). NCBI's taxonomy places the organism in Eukaryota, Metazoa, Chordata, Chondrichthyes, Orectolobiformes, Hemiscylliidae. The record is from RefSeq and is a predicted model, not a curated record. Gene Ontology annotation, cellular component: plasma membrane; focal adhesion; cell surface.
CGGUGUGCCGGGGGUGGGGGAGGGGUGUAGAGACUCAGGAGCUGUGAGUAACAGAAGCCUAGUUUUCUGUGGCUUCUUUCUGCAAUCGUUUUACUCACAGGAGAAUGAGAGUGUGGAAUCGUUUAAAAUAUGCAUGGCGGGCUACUGGGAUAGAAUCUUCUUGCUGGCAUUUGUAAUCCAUCCUAUGUCUGGCUUUGAAAUUUAUGCAAAAUCAGAAAUGAUCGUGGAAAAUGGGACAGAUGUCAGAUUGUCAUGUACAUUUAAAUCAAACCAGGUUGACCAAAGGACUUUGUCGGUUUAUUGGAGUUUCAAACCAGGAACUGGUGGGAAAGAUCAGCUUAUAUUAUAUUAUUUAGCAGGACAAUCCAAGUCUCAAUUUCCUGACCGCAUUGCUUGGGACGGUAACAUCAACAAGAGCGAUGUUUCCAUUAUUAUAAAGAAUAUUGAUUUUAAAGAUAAUGGAACUUAUACCUGUCAAGUGAUUAAUCCAUUUGACUACAGUAAGACUGCUGCAGAAAUUCUCUUGAGUGUUGUUGAACAAGGUUCUUUACCCAAACAUUCCAUCAUUACAGGUGCAGUCAUCGGAGCAGUUGUAGGAUUACUGCUAAUUAUUGGCGUUGUGUACUUUAUCAAGAGAAAGAAAGAUGGUCAACGGAAUGCUUAUAUUAGUUCUGUAGAAAAUGUCUUCCCAACUGAACAACCCCUGAGGAAUUCAGCAGUAUCAGGUGUGAAGGACUCAAUGAAUCAUAGGUCUGUUGGCCCAUUCCAGGGGCCUGUAAUUUAUGCGCAACUGGAUCAUUCUGGACAAAGACAUUCCAACAAGAUCUACAAAUCUGAUUCAGUAGUUUAUUCUGAUAUCCAGAGAUGUUGAUCUAUACAGUCACAAUGUAUUUAACUAAAUAAUCUGAACAGAGGAAUAGGUAUGAGUAGCUAAAGUGCCAGCUACUGUUUGUUGUUUUUUUCUGUAACAUCUAGUAGUUGAUCUUCUGGACAUAGUAAAAUAAUAUUUUAAGUUUUAAAAAUGUGAUAAUAAGGGACCAUGGUUAGGAUGGUAAUCAUCCAUUUGUGAAAAUAUUUCAGGCUUAAUUUGGAAAGCUAUAGUGAAUUGGGAAUGUAUCUGCUCUUAAUAGCUUUAAAUCUGGGGAUUUGCACAUCCAAGCGCUUUAAUAACUAAUGCAUUGUGUUAUGAACAGGUAAGGAAAGUCACAACUCUUCUCUUUUUAACCAACAUUUUUAGUAAAAUAUUAUUCUUUGUCACAUAGCUAUUGCACUUUAAAUUUAAUUAGUCAGUUCAAAAAAUGAAGGAAAGGAAAAUCCAAAGUUUUCUCAGGUGAAAGAGGAUGGAGUAUUAAUGCCUAUUACCCCAAAACAAUAAAUAAUACAACUCAACAACAAACAUAAAUACAACUGCUGAGCAUCAAAGUGGGCUGUGUACUAAAGACAGGAAAGACAUGAUCUUAAGAGUCCUUUUGGGUUGGAAAAAAAAAUGAAAAGACCUGAGUUCAACUAUUUGGCUGCUUUUUGUCUUGUUUCCUUUGCAGUGGUGAAGCUCUAGAUAUCCUAGAAUUCUCAGGAAAUCAUUGUUAUUCCAAGUUGCUUUUCAUUGGCUAGUUUCUCAGCUUGAUGGAGAUUGUGAGAGGCAGGCAGUGGGAAUAGUUCCCAGUAUUUGUGCUGUUCUCCGUCCAUGUUGUUUUCUCUCGUUUGUUUUUUGCUCAAAAGCUUACUGUUCUAACGCUGUCCCUUUGCUUAUUCUGGCGUCUGUUUAAUUGUCUCAUUUCAAGUUUGCUAGUUAUAAGCAACUUUUAGUGGGAAAAAAAGAUAUGUCACACCUCACUAAAUUUCACUGUCUCUUGAUUAAAAUGGUGAUCCAAAGUAGCUGGUUGUGUAUAUUUUAUGUGGGAUUCCUGUGCUUGGAUGAUGGUCACAGCAGUCAUUUUAGGUCAAUAAUAUUCUUUUAGUCCUUGAAUUAAUGUCAAAUGAUGAAAGUUGAAUAUUGGCAGCCUAUUUUCACUACUAUCGUAACAGUUGUAAAAUAUUUCUAAUAUGUGGGCUUCAGCAAACCUGUAUUUCCUUUUAAUUCGUGACUGCAACUUUACUCAUGUCAUUUCUGGCUGUGAUAACGUUCUAUUCCAGCAAAGAUUUCAGCGGUUUACACUUUGAAAAACAAAAACAAAUUGGUAAUGCAGUCUUGGUGUUCUAAAUACAAUGUGUAUUUUGAGGAACAAAAUAUGCCUACUCCAGAAAUUUUCAGUAUCUUCCACUCCAGAUCACUAGCGCAAUUAUCUGGACUACUGUCUAGACUGGAACAGUGUGAAGAAUAACAUCGUAGUCUACAUAUUUGAGUUAUAAUUCAAAAUAUACGCUACCACUGACAUGCAAAACUAUUGCCAACUGUGAGAUUAGUUAAAUUAGUAUUUUUGUUUACGUAGGUGUCAUCAUUGUGGAGUUUGUAAUAGCAAGGAUGAGGCUACAGUGAGAGACAUUUUCUAUAACAGCAUAAAACCGGUUUCAGAAAGCUUUGGAGCUCCAUGGUGACAAUGUAGGCAAGGUCUUAUAUUGAGGCUAAGCUGUAAUUUAAAACUAUGCCAUUUGAUAAAUGGAAUUCACUGGC